AUGGCUGAACCCACCCCGCCCCGCCCCUCCCGCUCCCUCAAAGACCGAGUCGCCAUCGUGACCGGCGCCGGCGCCCUCGGCGAUGGGAUCGGCAACGCGCGCGCCGCCGCCAUCCUGAUGGCCGAAGACGGCUGUGCCGUCGUCUGCGUGGACCUCCAACUAGACCUCGCGCAGCGCACCGUCGCCAUGAUCGAGGCCGAUGGCAAAGGCCGCGCCAUCGCGCUGCAGGGCGAUGUGACCUCCGAAGCCGAUUGCCGCCGGAUCGUCGACACCGCCGUCUCUACGUACGGCAGGCUCGAUGUACUCUUCAACUGCGUGGGCGUGGGAGGCGCGGCUGGCACGGCGGUGGACGUCGACAUCGCGCAGUGGGCCAAGGGGAUGGAGAUCAAUGUGGGGAGUAUGGUGCUGAUGAGCAAGUAUGCUAUUCCGGCUAUGCUGAAGAACGAGCGGCAGAUGGGUGUCAGGGGAAGUAUCAUCAACAUGGGCAGUGUUGCAGGCAUUCGGGGAGGGACACCACACCUGCUCUACCCGACCAGCAAGGGCGCGGUGGUCAACAUGACGAGGGCGAUGGCGGCGCAUCAUGCACCAGACGGCGUUCGGGUGAACUGCGUAUGCCCAGGUGAGUUUCUCCCAUCUGGAAAUAUGUACGGCGGCGGCAUGAGCGACUCGGCACGCGAAAGCCGCAAGAACCGCUCCCUACUAAAGAUCGAAGGCAACGGGUGGGACAUUGGCUCCGCAGUGCGCUUCCUGGCCAGCGAGGAGAGCAGAUGGAUCACAGGCCACGUGCUGCCCGUGGAUGCGGGCGCAACUUGUGCUGUAGGGACUGACCUGCCCAAGUCGGCGAGUGUGAACGCCUGA
Cyphellophora europaea CBS 101466 is the source of this 858-nucleotide messenger RNA. RefSeq lists its product as uncharacterized. Bases 1 to 858 code for a protein of 285 amino acids. The record is from RefSeq and is a predicted model, not a curated record. Gene Ontology annotation, molecular function: oxidoreductase activity. The transcript is spliced from 3 exons. Lineage: Eukaryota; Fungi; Ascomycota; Eurotiomycetes; Chaetothyriales; Cyphellophoraceae.